AUGGAAUCUGUCCAAGUCAAGAUAGGCUAUGGUUUCACACACGAAAAGUAUCUUAUUGAUGCUUUUUUCGCAGCCCACAGAAGCGAAAAGGACGGUUUUGCAAGCGACGGUAAUCGGGGAAUGGCUCGGAUCGGGCAGAUAGCUGUUGAGAUGGCAGAAACCUCCUAUGCUGUUCUAGUCGAGAAAGCGCACUUAACCGAUAUCAAUCGUCGUAACUAUUGGUGGAAGGAUAAGAAAAAAGUGGCAACGGCAUGCAAAUUUUUGGACAUUGAGCCCCAUAUCGUCCGGAGUGCUCGACAGACCGGGCAAGAGCUUUCUGUGGAAGUGCUGAACUUCGCACUGAAUGCUGUGAUCGGUGCUGUCUGGCUUGACUGUCAAGAUCAGAACAGAAGCAUCAAGGACUCAUGCAACACCAUUUCAAGAAUCUUGGGCCAAAUUGAUAGCUCCGUCGGUUCAUCGACAACCGCUAACGAGGAUCAAAAUGUGUCUCUUGUCGCUGAGAGUAACGUAUCAAUCUUUUCACCCAGACUAGUGACGCACGAAACACCAGAGGGAAAUGUAGUAAACGACUUGGAUGUGAGAGAAUGUUCAGCCAACCUUGAGAUAUACGAAGAUUUUUCUGUGUUUUCACCACUGUCGGUCUUGGAAGAACAUCACGACCUAGUAACCGAACAAUCGUCGCCCCAGCGGUUUUUUCUGGAGCAACAACCUUUUCCAGAAUAUGAAACUGUGGAAUAUGUUAACCAGAAUCAUGGCCAUGGAAACAUCGUUGGUUCUUUAUUGAAUGAAACACAAGGUGUGCGUGUACAACCUGUUUUUUUGGUUGAGCAGGAAAGAGUUAUAGAAUCCAUAACGCCUGGGGAGGCUGAUAGUAGCGGAUCCAUCACUGCAACGUUGAAACGGGCCUUGCCCGGCCGAGAGCCUGAGGACUCAGUAGGAACGCAGGAUAUAGGAUCUUUAGAGAAGAAGAAUAAACGAGCCCAAACAGAGAGAGGUAGGGUCGAUGCAGCGCUGGAGUCAUUGCUAGAUGCGGAGCGACAGAAGAUCGGUUUAUGUUCACAAUCAGAGCGCGCCAAACUACUAGGACAUCUGGAGUAUCCCCAGACUGCUCAGCUUAGGGACCCAUUUCAUGUACUCAAGUUUUUGUAUCUAGCAAUCGGCAGCUGGAAUACCCUUGCCGACUUCGCCAGUCAGCUUCAAAGCGUUAGGGAGGCGCGGCACUCCCCUGCUUUACCGUCUGCUAUCUAUUCGGCUGCCUCCAUGGCAUUCAAUAUGAUAUGUCGACUCGAAAAUGAGAGGACUACUUGCAUCUUGUUAAAACGAUAUUACGCGAUAAAAUUUCUUGAGGAUGGACAACAGUCUUCCCAGCCACGCGAAAGCAUGCAAGUGGAAACUGCAGUAACUUUUGGGCUUGGAAACACACGGCAAAGAGGCAAUCCCCAGAUGCGGCAGGAAGCUGCUGAGAUUAAGUUUUUGACUUCCAAGAUUGCCCCAGAUGUUGAAAACACGUCUGACGAGUACUCGGCGGUUUACGACAAAGUCAAACGUUUCCGACAAUUAGGAAAACGAUUGCAGAUAUUGACAAAGCGCUUUGGAAUCGGUGUAUUAGUCCUCCUACCUUCUGGGCCGUCUUUUCCUGGCGUCUCUUUGACAGAUCGCAUGCUCUCUGACAUCAACAUGAACGAUCUUGCUGAAUUUGCUACGUUGUUAGAGAAAAAACAGGGACCGCUUUUGAGGAAACUUAGCAAUGCCAUCGCGCCAACUUUGUUAGCGCUUGCAGCCUUCUACCAAGGUCAGAACAUGGAUCCCCCACCCAGCCUUGUAGACAUAGAGAGCUUGAAGGAUACACCCAAGGCGUUGCUUACUCUGUCGACUAACCACUCAUAUGCGAUCUAA
Bipolaris zeicola 26-R-13 is the source of this 1896-nucleotide messenger RNA. RefSeq lists its product as uncharacterized. NCBI's taxonomy places the organism in Eukaryota, Fungi, Ascomycota, Dothideomycetes, Pleosporales, Pleosporaceae. Gene Ontology annotation, biological process: RNA processing. Bases 1 to 1896 code for a protein of 631 amino acids. The transcript has 3 exons. Gene Ontology annotation, molecular function: ribonuclease III activity. The record is from RefSeq and is a predicted model, not a curated record.